This is a messenger RNA of Homalodisca vitripennis (glassy-winged sharpshooter), 5461 nucleotides long. RefSeq names its product chitin synthase chs-2 (gene kkv). Gene Ontology annotation, cellular component: cell periphery; cell septum. The record is from RefSeq and is a predicted model, not a curated record. The transcript is spliced from 22 exons. Gene Ontology annotation, molecular function: chitin synthase activity. NCBI's taxonomy places the organism in Eukaryota, Metazoa, Arthropoda, Insecta, Hemiptera, Cicadellidae. Bases 13 to 4743 code for a protein of 1576 amino acids.
GCAGGCACGGCGAUGACGGGUCUACGGCCGCACCUUCUCAACGAACAGGGCAGCGAUGACAACUUCUCCGACGACGAGAGCUCACCGCUCACCCACGACAUCUAUGGCGGCAGCACGAGGACAGUCCAAGAAACCAAGGGAUGGGACGUGUUCCGAGACCUUCCACCCAAGUCGGACAGCGGCUCCAUGGAGUCCCAGGUCUGCCUGGAGUUCACAGUCAAGAUCCUCAAGGUGGUCGCCUACUUGGUCACCUUUAUCAUCGUCCUUGUGUGUGGUGUUAUCGCCAAGGGAUCCGUAUUCUUCAUGACGUCACAAUUACGACCCGACAGAGUCGUUCCAUAUUGCAACAAAGAUCUCGGAAGGGACAAGCAGUUCGUGGUCAACCUACCGCCAGAGGAGCGUGUAGCUUGGACUUGGUGUCUCCUGAUUGCUUUCACAGUGCCGGAGCUUGGAACUCUCCUGCGGUCCCUCAGGAUAUGCUUUUUCAAAUCCUGGAAGAGGCCACCAUUCGGCGACUUUCUUUUCGUCUUCAUAAUGGAAACCCUGCAUACAGUUGGUCUGGGCAUGCUAGUCCUCGUCAUUUUGCCCGAGCUCGACGCCAUCAAGGGCGCCAUGCUUACCAACUGCGUCUGCAUAGUACCUGCUGUUUUAAGUCUGGUGUCUCGCAACACUAAGGGUUGUACAACACGCUCAGAGAAGACUGAGGUGUACAUGAAGGCGCUGGUGGACAUAAUGGCUAUAGCCGCUCAGGCCACAGGCCUCGUAGUGUGGCCACUUCUGGAGGGUGGUGAACAGCCUAACCUGUGGCUGAUUCCUGUCAGCCUUGUCUGCAUCUCCUGUGGCUGGUGGGAGAACUACGUUGCCAAGAACUCUGUUGUAGUCCUGACUAAACCGUUGUGGAGGAUAAAGGACAGACUGAAGCGCACUCGCUACUUCACUUACAUCUUCAUCUCUAUUUGGAAAAUCCUAUGUUUCUUUGUCGUCACCUUGAUGGCUGUUGCAUACAGAGGAGAAAGCAUCUCCAAGUUCUUUUCUUCCUUCAGCUCUGGAUUCUCUGCUCAUAAAAUCAGGAUCACUGAGAUAAAGCCAAUGUUCAGUGGUACCAGUCUGCCAGAUCUUGCUGAUGUCGUACCCACAGGAGAAGUAAUAGAUAUAGAAGCUCAAUACAACACUGCUGUCUAUGUGCUCCUUAUGCAUAUUAUUUCUGCUUAUCUCUGCUACAUUUUUGGCAAGUUUGCAUGUAAGAUCGUAAUCCAAGGAUUCAGCUAUGCGUUCCCUGUGAACCUGACAAUCCCAGUAACCCUCUCUCUGCUGAUUGCUAUGUGUGGACUCCGACAUGAUGAUCCUUGCUUCUUUCACAACACCAUACCUGACUACCUGUUCUUCGAGUCUCCUCCAGUGUACUUCCUCAAUGACUUUAUCUCAAAACAGCACGCCUGGGUGUGGCUACUAUGGCUGCUAUCCCAGACUUGGAUCACUCUGCACAUCUGGACACCAAAGAUUGAGAGGUUGGCUACCACAGAGAAGCUGUUCGUGUUGCCUAUGUACAACACCUUGCUGAUAGACCAGUCACUAGGUCUCAACCGCAGGAAAGACGACGGCAAUGAUGUCAAGACUGAGGAACUGGCGGAUCGUGAGAAGGAUCCUGACGAGUACUACGAGACAAUCUCAGUCCAUACAGACAACAGCAGCACUACACCACGCACUGUCAAGAAGUCAGACAGCAUCACACGGAUCUACGCGUGCGCAACCAUGUGGCACGAGACACGCGAGGAGAUGAUGGAGAUGUUGAAGAGCAUCCUGAGAUUGGAUGAGGACCAGUGCGCCAGGAGAGUGGCUCAGAAGUACCUCCGAGUUGUGGAUCCUGACUAUUACGAGUUUGAAACCCACCUCUACUUUGAUGACGCAUUUGAGAUCAGCGAUGUGAAUGAUGACUGGUCGCAAGUGAACAGGUUCGUGAAGCUCCUGGUGUCGACUAUUGACGACGCGGCAUCACACGUCCACGAGACCAAUAUCCGCAUUAGACCACCUACCAAAUAUCCGACUCCGUACGGAGGACGACUAGUGUGGACCCUGCCUGGCAAGACCAAGAUGAUCUGUCAUCUGAAGGACAAGGGCAAAAUCAGGCACAGAAAACGGUGGAGCCAGGUCAUGUACAUGUACUAUCUGCUGGGACACAGGCUCAUGGAGUUGCCCAUCUCUGUGGAGCGCAAGGAAGUAAUAGCAGAAAACACCUACCUGCUCACGCUGGAUGGAGACAUCGAUUUCCAGCCUCAUGCCGUCCGUUUGCUCAUUGACUUGAUGAAAAAGAACAGGAACCUGGGUGCUGCCUGCGGUCGUAUCCAUCCUGUCGGCUCUGGUCUGAUGGUGUGGUACCAGAUGUUCGAAUACGCUAUUGGCCAUUGGCUGCAGAAAGCAACUGAACACAUGAUCGGCUGUGUGCUCUGUAGUCCUGGCUGCUUCUCUCUGUUUCGAGGCAAGGCUCUGAUGGAUGAUAAUGUUAUGAGGAGAUACACGACCCAGUCCAACCAGGCCAGGCAUUACGUGCAAUACGAUCAAGGAGAGGACCGAUGGCUGUGCACCCUCUUGCUGCAAAGAGGUUACAGGGUGGAGUACUCAGCUGCCAGUGAUGCAUACACUCACUGCCCUGAAGGGUUCAAUGAGUUCUUCAACCAGAGACGACGUUGGGUACCUUCCACCAUGGCUAACAUCAUGGACCUGCUAAUGGACUCUAAGAAGACGAUUAAGAUUAAUGAUAACAUCUCCAUGCCUUACAUUGCUUACCAGGUGAUGUUGAUGGGAGGAACAAUUCUGGGCCCUGGUACGAUAUUCCUUAUGUUGGUUGGAGCUUUUGUAGCAGCAUUCCGCAUUGACAACUGGACCAGUUUCUACUACAACAUCAUCCCCAUUUUGUUCUUCAUGUUAGUCUGCUUCACCUGCAAAGCCAGCAUUCAGCUCCUAGUGGCACAGAUGCUGUCCACGUCUUACGCACUUAUAAUGAUGGCAGUGUUUGUGGGUACAGCACUCCAGCUGGGAGAGGACGGUGCCGGUUCACCUUCAGCCAUCUUCUUGUCUUGUAUGAUGGGGUCGUUCUUGAUAGCGGCCAUUCUACAUCCCCAGGAGUUCAAGUGUAUCCUGCCCAUCCUUAUCUACUUUUUGUCUAUCCCGGCCAUGUACCUCUUGCUUAUCCUCUAUUCAAUUAUCAACCUUAACGUUGUCUCCUGGGGAACACGUGAGGUGCAAGUCAAGAAAACCAAGAAGGAAAUGGAACAAGAGAAAAAGGAGGCGGAGGAGGCCAAGCGACGUGCUAAGAAGAAGACACUUCUGGGUUUCUUGCAAGACAACAGUAACCCCUCAGACAAUGACAACGAUGAGGGCUCUUUCGAACUUUCUUUCGCGGGAUUGUUCAAGUGCAUGUUCUGCACAUACCCUAAACCCAUUGACGAGAAACAACAGCUGCUGCGGAUUGCAGAAUCUUUGGAGGGUCUAGGAAAGCGUCUGGAAAGCAUUGAGAGAGUGGUGGAUCCUCAUGGUCAUGUAGUGGUGGGCAGGCGCAGGACAACUUCUACCUCUAGCCGAGACCACCACAACCAUCAUGGCGGACACAUGGGCGCAUUGGCAGAGGAUCCUGCUGAGGAGGACCAAUUACACGACGACGAUACAGAUACUGCAUCCACCGGCACUGCUGGAGAGCCGAAAAUUGAACGAAAUGAUGAAAUAAACCCAUACUGGAUCGAAGAUAAAGAGCUUAAGAAAGGCCCUGUCGCUUUCCUCUCUGCUGGAGAAAAUCAGUUCUGGAAGGAUCUACUUGAAAAAUACUUGUACCCCAUUGAUGAAGACAAGGCUGAAAAGGCACGGAUCGCAGCUGAUCUGAUCGAGCUGCGGAACACGUCCGUGUUUGCGUUCUUCAUGAUGAACGCUUUGUUUGUGCUUAUCGUGUUUUUGCUGCAACUCAAUAAGGAUCAAAUCCACGUCGAGUGGCCUUUCGGGGUCAAGACGAAUAUCACGUAUGUGGAGGAAACGGCUGAGGUGCUGAUUUCCAAAGAAUAUCUGCAGCUCGAGCCUAUCGGUCUGGUGUUUGUGUUCUUCUUUGCCCUGAUUUUGGUGAUCCAGUUUACUGCCAUGUUGUUCCAUCGGUUUGGCACCAUCUCGCACAUUCUGGCCUCCACCGAGCUCAACUGGUGCUGCAAUAAGAAGGUCGAGGAGAUGUCAAACGACAAACUGCUGGAUAAACAAGCGGUGGACAUAGUGAGACACUUGCAGCGUCUCAAAGGGAUCAACGGAGAUUAUGACAAUGACUCGGGAUCCAGUGCUGAUCGUGUGGGCCGUCGCCGGACCAUCUACAACAUCGAGAAGCAACGGCAGAAGACUCGGACAAUUGGCACACUUGAUGUGGCCUUCCGUAAACGUUUCCUGCAGAUGAAGAUGGAGGAAGGGGAAGAUACUGCUGGUACACCGAUACUGGGCCGCAAGCUAACUAUGAGGCGAGAGGUGCGUGAAGCAUUGGAAGUGCGCAGACGAUCACUCCAAGCUGAGCGGCGCAAGUCGCAGAUGCAGACACUGGGUGCGCACAAUGCAGUGGCGCGCAACCAGCGGAUAUCCAACGCAGGCGUGAGUGUCAAGGAUCUGUUUGAAGGCCAUCCUAACCCAGCGUACGAACCAGACGAGGAUACAGGAUCUCUGAUCAUGCAGAACGUCAAACGCAACUGGGCGGAGCUCGAGCGUGCCAAUAGCCAUAUGUGAGCAGUGAUGUGGUAGUAGAUAAUGUCUUAUUCUGGAUAAGUUAGAGUACAAUGUGAAAUAUGUCACUUAUACCAUCUCUGUAAAGUAAUCUUUUUUAUAUUCUUAGCGAAAACAUUGUUAAAAUUAAUCUUUUUAGUAUACUUUCAAUUUAAAUCAUUAAGACUGGGAGUUAAAAAUCAUUCUAAAAAAAUAUCUUGACUUCUAAUGUUAAAUAACUUUGUUCAUAGAUCAAGUAACAGGAUACUGAAUUAACUAUUAGAACUUAACGAUAACUGUCUCAACACCUGCCAACACACAUACUGCCUUAACAUAUUACUGCCUAAUAGGAAGUAGAAGUGUACAUAUAUUAGUUAGUUAGGUAAAUACUCUCAUUUUAAAUCUCAGACUGCCUUUUUGAUAUUCCUUAACAUUUAUUAUUUUUUUCUUUUCUUCGUACAUUUUUAAGAAAAAUAUGUAUCCAAUAUUUCUGUGUUAAGAACACAGCCAACAUGUCUUCUUUAUCCGUUAAAUGCGGUAUAAUUUUCUAUGUGUAGUUUUGUUGUCUUAUUUGCUCAAUGUUUUUUACCGGCUUUCCAUGACUAUUUUUUAUAUACUACUUUAAAAGUAAACUAUGUUUUGCCUUAGGUCUAAGAGACAGAGGUGAUAAUGUAGUUUGUUAUAAGUGGCUAUGGUUUUAUAAAAUCAUUUGUACACUUAAUAAACUUGUGAUAUUUGUCAA